UUGUGGAGGAUUGAGCAAGAAGUGAAAACAUACAGUAGCCCUGCACAUGCAGACACAGAAAUAACAUGACACAGAUAUCUGAUCUCAGCUCUGUCUGGACACAACUUUGUGUCAGUGCAUCAAGAUCAGGGUUCAAAUACCUUGCAUACAAUAAAAGCAGCUCGGAGUAGGACUGUAGGAGUAUGACGUAGUUCUACUUCAGAGCAGUAGCUCGAGUCACACACAGUUUAGACACCAGAGCAGUACAUAUUCUGAGGUAGGAAAGGCUUGCCUGCACAGCCUGCACCAACGCAGUAGUUAAAGCCACACAACUGUGCAUGCAUGGACAUGUAACUCAAGACAGAGAGGAACACAAUUCCGAUCACAUACACAAUGAACUUUCUUGACACUCCCUAUGUCAGGUGAUAGUUUGAAGGCGUGGUAAGGACAACGCUUUCUCCGUUCACCACCAUUUUCAACUGACACCAUUAAGCUUCACUUCCUGUCUUGGACUAAGUUAGUUAUUUCCUACUCAUAGUGGGGCAUUGUGUAGACGGAAUCAGCAUGACUGUCGCUGGGGGAAUAAAAUGUGUGAAAUAUGUCAUGUUUGUCUUCAACUUUUUCUUCUGGCUUGCAGGCACAGCUGUCUUUGCGAUAGGCCUGUGGCUAAGAUUCGACCCAAAGACCAAAGGCCUGUUUGAAGGAGCAGAGUCUCCAUAUGUGUUUUACACAGGUGUAUACAUCCUGAUUGGAGCUGGAGCACUGAUGAUGGUGGUGGGCUUUCUGGGAUGUUGUGGGGCCAUCCAGGAGUCCCCCUGUAUGCUGGGACUGUUCUUCUUCUUCCUGCUUAUCAUAUUUGCCAUUGGGGUUGCGGCUGGAAUCUGGGUAUUUUCCAACCAAAGCAAGGUGGUGAACGAUAUCACAACGUUCUACAUGCAGACCUACAAUAACUUCAAGGUGACAGGAGAUGAGCGAUUGAAAGAGACUCUGCGGAUGAUUCAAACCGGGCUGAACUGUUGUGGCCCAACUGGUUCUGUCGUAGAAACUGCCAAAGACACCUGUCCCCAGGGAGAGCCACUUGAGCUGCUCAUUACAAAGAGCUGCCCUGACGCCAUUGAUGAGGUGUUUGACUCCAAACUACACGUCAUUGGAGGAGUGGGCAUCACCAUCGGUGUUGUUAUGGUGUUUGGGAUGAUCUUUAGCAUGCUCCUGUGCUGCGCCAUCAGGAAGUCCCGGGAGGUGGUGUGAUACCCACCAUCACGUCCCAGAGUCUUUGUUAUUGUUGCAUGAUGUCAUUCGAGUCACAUGACUCCCCACUGCCAAUAGUAACACGACUUGUUCAAGGAAACUAGGCUGGGUGCAGAUAUUCCAGAUUAUUACAUAAUCUAUUAGAUAUGUGCUGCUGACACUUAAACCCAGCUUGUGAUGUGGUGAUUAGGCCCAGCUAUAGAAUGGGUGUCAUCUGUUCUUCAUUGACAAUAUAUUGCAGAAAUGUGAAAUUAUGUGGUCAUUUGAUUGAAAUUAGUGUUUGUGAACUGCUAAUUAUCUAAACAAAAGAUCAUAUUAUUGUAUACUGAUCACACUUCUAUUGAUGUCACUUGGGCUCACCUUCAGACAGAAGACUCAUGAAUCAGGGCCAUAAAAAGGAAACCACUCCCACUUCAGCAGAGUACAGCAGGAGCGAAUGAAAUUAUGUUUCUGACAACAUCAAAUUCAAACCAUGGUGACUCGUAGCCAACUCAAUGCCUAACUGAACUGCGGUGACAGAGUAGUAUCUUGGUUCCUUCAUUGUGACAUUUCAUUUGUUCCCUUUUGUACUCCCCCUUUGCUAAAGUCGCCUUGGAUUUGUCACAUUUUGUAAACGUCUUCUUUUUUUUAUUUGUAAAAUAUUCAUGCACUUAGGUGGUAAUAUAGUACAUGUGGUUUGUAUUUUAUAAUGUUCUUUUUAUUUUACAGAGAUUGGAUUGAUUUAUACCAUAUGCACUAUGUUUCACAGAGGCAAAUAUUAAUGAGAACCAAAUAAACCAAAAUGUACUGAC
Messenger RNA from Pseudoliparis swirei, 2018 nucleotides. RefSeq names its product CD9 molecule a (gene cd9a). Gene Ontology annotation, cellular component: membrane. The transcript is spliced from 8 exons. NCBI's taxonomy places the organism in Eukaryota, Metazoa, Chordata, Actinopteri, Perciformes, Liparidae. Bases 544 to 1227 code for a protein of 227 amino acids. The record is from RefSeq and is a predicted model, not a curated record.